Cryphonectria parasitica EP155 is the source of this 1665-nucleotide messenger RNA. Its product is annotated as MFS general substrate transporter. Bases 1 to 1665 code for a protein of 554 amino acids. NCBI's taxonomy places the organism in Eukaryota, Fungi, Ascomycota, Sordariomycetes, Diaporthales, Cryphonectriaceae. The transcript has a single exon. Gene Ontology annotation, molecular function: spermine transmembrane transporter activity. Gene Ontology annotation, cellular component: fungal-type vacuole membrane. Gene Ontology annotation, biological process: spermine transport; transmembrane transport. The record is from RefSeq and is a predicted model, not a curated record.
AUGUCGCCAACACAUCUGGUGAGGACAGAAACCGUAAGGAGUCUGGAGGAGAUGGGCCUCUCCUCCGUCUCCGAAAGAAUAGAUGUCAAUUAUCCAGAAGUGGGACGCCCAGAACAUCCCAUUUUCCCCGAAGAAUAUACUUUUGAAUCGCCCACCGGCCUUGUGCCCGAGGAGGCCCUCGAGCAGAUCCGGUCCAGACCAAGACCGGCUUCCGAGCAUACCACGGGCCACGAGGCAGCGACGCCGCCGAGCACAGCACACGACCUCGAGAAGCAGAAAACGGCCGAGUUUGUCACCUUCACCAUCCGGGACCCAGAGAACCCGCACCACUGGUCCAAGCUGUACAAGUGGUACGUGACCAUGGUGGCCGCCAUGGUCGUGGUGUGCGUGGCCUACGGCUCCUCCAUCGUCACGGGCGGCCUGGGCCUCAUCGAGGACAAGUACAACGUCUCCGAGGAGGUGGCCAUCCUCACCUGCUCCAUCAUGGUGUGCGGCUUCGCAGUCGGCCCUCUCCUCUGGUCGCCGCUCUCCGAGAUCAUCGGCCGCCGACCCGUCUACAUCAUCUCCUUUGCCCUGUACACCAUCUUCCAGAUCCCCUGCGCGCUGUCGCCCAACAUCGGCGGCCUCCUCGCCUGUCGGUUUCUCAGCGGCGUCUUUUCCAGCUCGGGCCUCUCCCUCGCGGGCGGCACCAUCGCCGACAUCUGGGACAUCCAGGACCGCGGCAACGCCAUCGCUUACUUUGCCGCCGCCCCGUACUGCGGUCCUGUGCUGGGGCCCAUCGUGUGCGGCUGGAUCAACGUGGCCACGCACCGGCUCGACCUGUUCUUCUGGGUCAACAUGGCCUUUGCGGGCGUGGUCAUGGUCGCCGUGGGUCUGAUCCCCGAGACCUACGCGCCUGUGCUCCUCAAGCGGCGCGCCGCCAGGCUCAGGAAGGAGACGGGCGACCCCAACAUCAUCACGGAGCAGGAGAGGGUCAAGCUCUCGCUCGCAGAGGUCGUCAAGACCAGCCUGGUCCGCCCCUUGGUCAUGAUCCUGACGGAGCCCGUGCUGGACCUGAUGUGCAUGUACAUUGUGCUCAUCUACGCCAUGCUGUAUGCCUUCUUCUUCGCCUACCCUGUCAUCUUUGGUGAUCUGUACGGCUACAACGACGGCCAGAUCGGCCUCAUGUUCAUCCCCAUCCUGAUUGGCGCCGGAUUUGCCCUCGUGGCCACGCCCUACUGCGAGAAGAUGUUCCGCGCCGUCUGUGCCCGCCGCGAACCGACGCCCGAGGACCGGCUGCUGGGCGCGUGUAUCGGGGCGCCGUUUAUUCCCAUCGCGCUGUUCAUCCUGGGCGCAACGUCGUGGCGCUGGGUCAUCUGGGUCGGCCCCGCCUCGGCCGGCAUCGCGUUUGGGUUUGGCAUGGUGCUGUGCUAUUACUCUGUCAACAACUAUAUUAUCGACUCGUAUUCGAGGUAUGCCGCCUCGGCCCUCGCUGCCAAGGUGUUUCUGCGCUCGGGGGGCGGGGCUGCGUUCCCGCUGUUUACUACGCAGAUGUAUCACCGGCUGGGCCUGCUGUGGGCCUCGUUCCUCUUGGCGUUCAUCGGGGUGGCUAUGUUUUUUAUCCCAUUUGGGUUUUACUUUUAUGGAGCGAGCCUGCGGGCGAGACUGACCAAGUCUUCAGAGUAA